Molecule: messenger RNA, 1212 nt
Organism: Symbiodinium natans
Lineage: Eukaryota; Dinophyceae; Suessiales; Symbiodiniaceae
Source: the annotation of a GenBank genome assembly
AUGAUAAGGGCGAAAGCCAAAGCAAAGACGAAGGCCAAAGCCAAAGAUCCUGCAGCUCAACGCUUGACACGCCGUGCAUACCUCCGAAGCAAGCCGCCGGUAGUGAAAUCAAAUGGCGUUGUUCAUCUGGACGCGCCUUCGGACCCAAAGCUCUUAAGCGACGCUGAGGCCCCGGUAGAUGUCGAUGUCCACGCAAGCUUUGGAGGACACAGGUGCGAUGUGUCCAGGCCUGAGAUGCUUUGUGACGUCCCGGGCCACGGCUACAGGGCCAAAUUUGGAGUCAAGGUGCCCUUCACCAUUUUCGGUGCCUGCGUGCUUCCUGUGCAAGGCGACAUUGCGACGGCCGGAGAAGAUGGCUGUGUGCGUGUUUGGGAUUCUGCAGGGGAGCAGCUCCAUGAGAUAGUGGCGCAUGACGGCGGGGCUUUAUUUGUUUCCCCUUUCCCAAAUGGCAAAUGUCUGCUCACUGGCGGAUGCGAUGGGUAUGCCAGGGUAUGGAAGGUGGCACCAACAAGCAGGCUGUCCAGCUUUGUGAUGGUGAACCACAAAUUUACCGUGGUGUCCGGCUGCGUCUUCCCCAAUCUCAGACAGAUGAUCACCUUGGGUUUGGACGGGGUCGCCAAAAUCUGGCGCCUUGACAAUGAGGAGUUUUUGACCGAGGGGGGUUGUGGACUCAGUGCUCUUGUUAUCUCUCCCUACGGUGGUUGUAUAGUCACUGCCAGCAGCCUUGGCUCAAUCGAAAAGUUUUCUGAUGACGGCCAGCUGCUUUGCCAGUUUGCCGAGGGCCAUGAAGGCCUGGUCAACGUGCUGAUGCUCUUCCCAGAUCAAUCACGAGUCUUGACAGCUGGGGAGGAUGGUCAGGGAGUGAUUUGGGAUAGUUCUGGCGAGCUGGCCAUCAAGCUCGAAGUGUUGCAAGAGCCGAUUCUCUGUGCGGACAUCUCCCCCUGCGGCAACUGGAUACUUACUGGCAGCAAGAAGGGAACCGUGCGAAUUUCCAACGCAGCUGCGGGCAGAACCAUCUGCAGUUGGCAAGUCGGGCAGCAGGCCUCUUCGGCUUCAGCCCGACCCGAUUCCAGCGUUCUCGAAGUGAUGGAGAGGACACAGCUGGAGACCUGCAGUGUUCAAGCUUGUUGCUUUUGCCCUUCUGAUCGUCGCUUCGUGCUGGCCGGAGCAUUCGGAUUGCAAAUAUGGCAGUUUCACGCCACACUUGAUUGA